Centrocercus urophasianus (Greater sage-grouse) is the source of this 3202-nucleotide messenger RNA. It is a transcript of the gene NEK8, whose product is annotated as NIMA related kinase 8. The transcript has 15 exons. Lineage: Eukaryota; Metazoa; Chordata; Aves; Galliformes; Phasianidae. Gene Ontology annotation, biological process: protein phosphorylation. The coding region runs from base 18 to 2093 and encodes 691 amino acids. The record is from RefSeq and is a predicted model, not a curated record. Gene Ontology annotation, molecular function: protein kinase activity; ATP binding.
GCCUAGAAGGGGGAGCGAUGGAGAAAUACGAGCGGAUCCGGGUGGUGGGGAGAGGGGCCUUCGGCAUCGUGCACCUGUGUCUGCGCAAGGCCGACCAGAAGCUGGUCAUCCUGAAGCAGAUCCCUGUGGAGCAGAUGAGCAAGGAUGAGCGGCUGGCGGCGCAGAACGAGUGCCAGGUCCUCAAGCUGCUCAGCCACCCCAACGUCAUCGAGUACUAUGAGAACUUCCUGGAGGACAAGGCUCUCAUGAUUGCUAUGGAGUAUGCUCCAGGAGGCACGCUGGCAGAGUUUAUUCAUAAACGCUGCAACUCCUUGCUGGAUGAGGACACCAUCCUACACUUCUUCGUGCAGAUCCUCCUGGCUCUUCACCACGUGCACACCAAGCAGAUCCUGCACCGUGACCUGAAGACUCAGAACAUCCUCUUGGACAAGCAUCGCAUGAUUGUCAAGAUUGGAGACUUUGGCAUUUCCAAAAUCUUGAGCAGCAAGAGUAAAGCCUACACGGUUGUGGGAACUCCGUGCUACAUCUCCCCAGAGCUCUGUGAAGGGAAGCCUUACAACCAGAAGAGUGAUAUCUGGGCUUUGGGCUGUGUGCUCUAUGAACUUACCAGCCUCAAGAGGGCUUUUGAAGCUGCGAAUCUUCCUGCCUUAGUAUUGAAGAUCAUGAGCGGGACGUUUGCCCCAAUAUCAGAUAGAUACAGCCCUGACCUGCGCCAGCUCAUCCUUAGUAUGCUGAACCUGGAUCCUUCCAAGCGGCCUCAGCUGAAUGAGAUUAUGGCCCAGUCCAUCUGCAUUCGCCCCCUUCUGAACCUCUACACCGAUGUAGGAAGUGUUAAAAUGAGAAGGCCUGAAAAGCCCUUGGCUCCAGUGCAAACAGUGACACACAGCCGGACGGGGGGACGAGUGAGCAGUGCCAGGCCCAGGGGUGUUCGAGGUGGCUCAGCCAGGACAGGCAUCCCUCCUCCCCUGUCGUCCAUCUACACGUGGGGCAGUGGGAUCACCACCCCGCUCCGUCUGCCCAUGCUGAACACCGAAGUGGUGCAGGUGUCUGCUGGCAGGACACAGAAGGCUGGGGUCACCAAAUCGGGGAGGCUCAUCAUGUGGGAGGCUCCCCCGAUGGGUGCUGCAGGAGGCCCUUCUCUGCCAGGAGCCACUGAGCAGCUGCAGCCUCAGUUUGUGUCCCGCUUUCUGGAGGGCCAGUCUGGUGUGACCAUCAAACAUGUGUCCUGCGGGGAUCUCUUCACUGCCUGCCUCACAGACAGGGGGAUCAUCAUGACUUUUGGCAGUGGCAGUAACGGCUGUUUAGGGCACGGAAACUUCACGGAUGUCAGCCAGCCCAAGAUUGUGGAGGCCCUGCUGGGCUACGAGAUGGUGCAGGUGGCCUGUGGUGCAUCUCACGUCCUGGCAGUUUCCAAUGAACGGGAGGUGUUUGCCUGGGGCAGAGGGGAUAAUGGUCGGCUUGGGCUGGGUACCCUGGAGUGCCAUAACUCCCCCCAGCAGGUAGCAGUCCCAGCAGAGCAUGAGGCACAGAGGGUGAUCUGCGGCAUCGAUUCCUCCAUGGUCCUCACAGUGAAGAACCAGAUUCUUGCUUGUGGGAGCAACAGGUGUAACAAGCUGGGCCUAGAUCGGAUCAGCUCAGCAGAGGAACCUUCCCCAGAGGAGCAGGUAGAGGAGGCCACCGUGUUCACGUGUGCCCAGUCAGCCCCCUUGAACCAAGAGCCAGUUGUGUGUGCUGAUAUCGGCACAGCACACUCAGCUGCAGUCACAGCUUCUGGCCACUGUUACACCUUUGGGAGCAACCAACACGGGCAGCUGGGCACCAACUCCUGCCGCAACAGUCGUGUGCCCCACCUGGUUGUGGGGCUCCAGGCCAUGAAGGUUGCUGUGGUAGCUUGUGGGGAUGCCUUCACUGUGGCUAUUGGAGCAGAUGGUGAGGUGUGCACCUGGGGGAAAGGAGCCAGGGGACGUUUGGGCAGGAAGGAUGAGGAGACAGGAACGCCACGGCCUGUGCAGCUGGAGGAGACACAUCCAUACGUGGUGACCUCUGUAGCCUGCUGCCAUGGGAACACGCUGCUGGCUGUAAAGCGGCUGUGACACUGCCUCUUCCACUGCCCUGGGGGAGCAGAGAGGCAGGCUCACACGCUACCAGACGAUGGGGGGUGGCCAGACUGCAGCUGGUGGGGAGCUGAGAUGCUGACUGUCCAGCGAGUAGCCAAAAAGAGCAGCUCUCUAAUUGCUGCUGCUGAAAUAGAAGCUGAGAUUUGAGGCGUCAUUUUGGCUGCUGGCUCUCCGUUGUGGUUUGGAAAAGAUAGCCAUGGUUUUGUGGUUCCUCUCUGCUCGGGCCAAAAGUAGCAUCCUUGCGUGGUUAAAACGUGCCCAUGGCGUGACCUGCCCUUCCGUUGCCUGGGUGUGAGAUGGGAGCCUGGCCCAGACUGCUGGAGGGGGGCCUUUCUUCCUCCUCUGUUGGUCUGAUUAUGGCCUCUGCACUGGGCUGUGGGAUUCCAGUCCCAGCCCACUUCAAGGAGGUUAAUUACGCCCUGCAGGGGAGGAGGCCCGGCUGACUGCCCCAGCACAGUGAAAUCGGCCCUGCUGAGCCCUCACGUGAUGUGAGCUGCCACGGAGGGGACAGGGAAAGGCAGAGUCUUGGGGCAGGGUGUUUGUUGUGGGAAUAAAAGUGUUUUGUUCUUGCAGGAAGGCUGCGGGCUGCAGUCCCCUUCUGCUGCUGGAGUGGCUCCGCAGCUGGGCUGUGAGCUCCCACCUGCAGCCCUGCAGAAGCAGAGCUCCAAGUUCUCAUAUUGGGCUUCCACACAGCUCAGUCUGCCUGGAAACCUCUCCAGAGAGAGCAUGAGCUGGUGGCUGGUGACACGUUUGGUCUUACUGCCACUUUGAGCACCGACCAGGAGCUGGCAGGGAGUGCUGGCACUGGGAGCUGAGCUCCACCUUUGGGGCUGCAGGGCACUUUCCUCCCGUGCAGCCAAGCACUGUUUGUGAGUGGCUUGGACUGGUGCCCUCUUUAUCGUGGGGCCACUGCUGCACCUUUUUCUCAACCCCACUGCAAACACAGGCCUGGAAUAGUUGGGAGAAGCUGGAGAGGAGAAGGACGGUGCAAAACCCCGAGAUAUUUUAAUCCCUCCUGCUUGUGCUCUGUGGUGGUGUUUGGUUGUUUUUUGAUGCUGCCACAGGGGCAACAGGACAGAGAUUGC